GUCUCUGCUAGACAUGCUGCUACUCAGCAAACCCGACUGGACAUCCCCCAGGUGGAGGACGCUGUUUCUAGCUACCUUGCAGGAGCUCUCGCCCCAGCAACACUGAGGGUGUAUGGCUCUGGUUGUAUCAUGCCUUGAUGACACUAAUGAGUCGACUAGACUUGUGUCAUGUAAAGUUUUUCAGCUAUUGCUCAUGAACAAAAACCUCUGGACCAAUGUGGAUAAGCUGCAUCAGG
Messenger RNA from Geodia barretti, 236 nucleotides. Lineage: Eukaryota; Metazoa; Porifera; Demospongiae; Tetractinellida; Geodiidae. The record is from the annotation of a GenBank genome assembly.